This is a messenger RNA of Dovyalis caffra, 600 nucleotides long. The record is from the annotation of a GenBank genome assembly. Lineage: Eukaryota; Viridiplantae; Streptophyta; Magnoliopsida; Malpighiales; Salicaceae.
AUGGUCAAGCACACGAUCAGCAAACAGAUUGAGAUUGAAAGAGAAAUGAAGGGAAAACUCGACUCUAUACUUUUCAUUGCUUUCUUCUUCUCUGCUGCUGCUGGCUUCUAUGUAACUACCGGUGGUGGUGAUUGUGUAUACGCUCUCUACGUAAAGACUGGAUCAACAAUGAAGGCAGGAACGGACUCAAAAAUCAGCCUGACGCUAGGAGACUCACAAGGCCGAUCAGUAUGGGUUCCAGACCUUCAGUCAUGGGGUCUAAUGGAGCCUAAACACGACUACUAUGAGCGUGGUAACCUUGACAUCUUUAGUGGCCGUGGUCCAUGCAUUGGGGCACCCAUAUGCCGCCUAAACUUGACCUCUGAUGGCCAAGGGUCUCACCAUGGCUGGUACUGUGACUACGUGGAAGUCACCUCCACAGGACCACAUAAUGAGUGUAGCCAGACUAUCUUUUAUGUUGAUCGAUGGUUGGCUGCUGAUGUUCCACCCUUUAAGUUAACUGCUUUGCUUGAUGGGUGCAGAAUGGGGGAUGAUGCUUUUAAGAAAGGGAAAAAUGGGAAGUUUGUUGUCGAGAAUGUUAGAGGAUCUGCCGCUGCUUGA